CUAUCUGAAUCAAAUUCCUACCUACUUAAAAGUUCAGACUUGCGCAUUAUUCGAACUCUUUAUUUUUCAAGCAUAGCGCCAUGACAACUCUACCAUAUGCAGCAGACGCAGAGAGCCCGCUCAAGCCGUCUGAGCUACAGGUCCUCCGAGCACAAUACGAAAAAGAAGGCGAAUACGUCGGCGUCCAAACAAAAUUCAACUAUGCAUGGGGCCUCAUAAAAUCCAAUGAGCGCAGCGAGCAACAAACCGGCGUCCGCCUCCUCUCAGACAUAUUCCGCGACUCGGCAGAGCGCCGUCGAGAAUGCCUCUACUACAUCGCCCUCGGCAACUACAAACUAGGCAACUAUGCGGAGGCGAGGCGGCAUAAUGAUUUAUUGCUGGAUAGGGAACCGACGAAUAUGCAGGCGGGGAGUCUGAGGGCUUUGAUUGACGACAAGGUCGCGAAGGAGGGGCUGAUGGGAGUCGCUAUAUUGAGCGGUGUGGCUGUUGCUGCUGGUAUUGUUGGAGGAAUGAUCUUUAGAGGGGUUGCGAGGAAGAGAUGAACAGUGGGCAAGAUGGUGUUUACCUGGGAUGCCGCAGAGCAGUCGAGACCGUGACUUUCUACUCGAAUUUAAUAAAUUUUCCUGUGGUUAGCGAUGGUAUAAUUGCUAUGUUUGAACGUAAAAAUAGAGUAUACAGAGCAAAUAUCAAAGUACACGCCAGCUAAAAUCAAACUGGGUUGUUUGAUGCCUGGUAGAACAUUGAUCGCUGGAAUCACCGAGCAAUCC
Molecule: messenger RNA, 767 nt
Organism: Pseudogymnoascus destructans
Lineage: Eukaryota; Fungi; Ascomycota; Leotiomycetes; Thelebolales; Thelebolaceae
Gene: FIS1
Product: mitochondrial membrane protein
Exons: 4
Coding region: 81-542 (153 amino acids)
Biological process (GO): autophagy of mitochondrion; peroxisome fission; mitochondrial fission
Cellular component (GO): mitochondrial outer membrane; peroxisomal membrane
Molecular function (GO): protein binding
Source: RefSeq, a predicted model, not a curated record